AUGGCCCAGCCAGAGACUCCGAAACAAUGGGAGAAGAACGUUGGAGGGAGUGCACCGGUCUCACAGCAGUUGGCGCCUAACACAUAUGCAUCAGAAACCGCACUAACCUCACCGGAAGCAGAUGUUGUAACGAAGAGUGGUUCGCAGCUCCAGCAGAACGAAUCCGCCAGUGACUCGACUUCUCCAGCAUUCCUCCAGGCUGCUACAGCGGCCCCUCCUCCAGAGGCGUCACCCAACCCAAGAAGCUGCGUAACAUGUCGCCGCAGAAAGGUCCGCUGCAACAAACACCACCCAUGCUCCAACUGCAUCAAGGCAAAAAUCGAAUGUGUGUAUCCUAGCCCUGGAAGAGCCCCAAGGAAGUCAAAAAAGCCCCGAGAUACAGAAUUGCUGGCGCGCUUACGAACUUUGGAGAAUAUUGUAAAGAACCUCGGAGGGCCAGACGCAAUAAAUGGAAAUCCAUCAUCAUUAUCAUUGAAAAAGCCCACUCUCCACCAAAACAGCGCUAUCGAACAACCAGGAAAUUAUGCAAAUACCUCAGAUGCAGUACAACAGGAUGCUACAAUCAAGAGCGAGGUCCCUGAUACGAGUGAAAUCGAGGAGAAUAUGGGCAAAUUAAUGGUCGAAGAGGGAGGUAGCCAAUAUGUGGAUGAUUUAAAAAGCAUACUUGAUCCCCUUUCAUCAGACAAUGAAAAUGAUACGGUUGAAGAGUCUGCCUUUGAUGAGUCCUACGGUGUGAAUCAUGAUGGGUUCUUAUUCGGUUUUUCAUCACUCGCACAAAGCCUUCGGGAUUUUCAUCCUCCACCCAACCAAGUGGACAUUCUUUGGGAGACUUACAUUCAAAAUAUUGCUCCUAUGGUCCCUAUUUUCCAUACUCCUACUUUAAAACCGGCGCUUUAUCAUGGUACUAAGAACCUUGAUUCGUUGGACAAAAACACAGAGGUAAUGAUGCUAACGAUAUACUACACAAGUGCUGCGUCUAUGAGUGCUGCAGAAUGUCUUGCUCGUCUAGGAGAGCCCCGAGACAUUGUCCUGGGCCGUUAUCGCUUUGCCGUUGAGCAAGCACUAGGUCGGGCAAAAAUCUUACACUCUGGGAGUUUUACUUUGCUUCAAGGAUUAGUUUUAUUCUUGCUAUGUGUGAGACAACACGAUGAUACUCGUUACGUGUGGUCGAUGAUAUCCAUCGCCUAUCGUAUCGCCCAGGGUUUAGGCCUUCAGCGCGAUGGAACUAAUUUCAACCUAUCACCCUUUGAAACAGAAAUGCGCAGACGUUUAUGGUGGCAUAUUUGCAUUCUUGAUUUCCGGGCAUCUGAAGAUUAUGGCUGUGACCCAUUCAUAUACGAAUCUUCAUAUGACACCCGCAUGCCCUUGAACAUUAAUGAUGACGACAUUUCUCCCGAUUCCGUGGAUUUCCCAGAAGAGAAAGAAGGCUGCGUCGAAACAUCAUUCUUUCUGAUUCGGUGUGAGAUUGCUGUCGUCAACAAGAGGCUGAGCUUCAUCCCACCCAGUUCUUCUUGCAGGCUACAGGUUUCUCGCUACUCCAUGGCUGAGAGAGAAGAACUAAUUGACAAGCUCAGUUCUAACCUUGAGACGCGAUUUGUUCGGCACUGUGAUAUGACUAUCCCUAUCCACUGGGUCUGCGCCACUGUUUCCCGGCUGGUGAUUGCAAAAUUAUGGCUUAUGAUACACCAACCAAUGGUUCAGAAAUCUCAACGCAACCCGAUAGCCAAAGAAACCCAUGACCGGCUUCUGAUGACAUCCGUGGAAAUCCUUGAAUUUUCUCGACUUUUAGAAACGAAUGUUAAUACGGCGAAGUGGGGCUGGCUUUUCAGGACACACAUGCAGUGGCAUGCAGUUGCAUUUCUCCUGUCCGAGCUGUGCGUCAGGCCACUCUGCCCUGGAGUUGACCGUGCGUGGAGAGCAAUCAAUUCUGUUUACGAGGCUUGGAAUAUGCACUCUGAGAAAAAGAACGGUAUGCUCUGGCCAGCCAUUCGCAAGCUGAUGGCAAGAGCGGUGAAAUUCCGAGAAAAGCAACUUCACCAGCUUACUCUGCAGCGCGGAAAACAAGACCUUGAUAUCCCAGGCUCAUGUGCAGCUACUCCGUCCACAGACCCUUCUAGUACAUACCUGACCUCCUCCUCCUCACCACCACAUUACCUGCGUGAACCAACCAGCUAUUCCAAUUUAAGUUCAGACAUGCACAUCGACAAUACUACUCUUAACCAGAACUAUAACCUUACUACCAUACCACAAUUGGGCACCGCUCUAGAAACCCAGUGGGUAGAUCCGGCGGCGAUCACGCAGGUCGAUACUAGCAUCUUGUCAUCUGCUUCCCCAUCUUGGUCAGAUUGGGACCAAUUGGUACGUGAAUUCCAGCUGGAUGUCGCCCAAGGUGGCCAAGCGAAUACUUCUGCGCUCACCGGGGAAGUAGUGAUCCCUGAUUGGUUUGAAUAG
This is a messenger RNA of Trichophyton benhamiae CBS 112371, 2451 nucleotides long. RefSeq names its product C6 transcription factor, putative. Gene Ontology annotation, molecular function: zinc ion binding; DNA-binding transcription factor activity, RNA polymerase II-specific; DNA binding. Gene Ontology annotation, biological process: regulation of DNA-templated transcription; DNA-templated transcription. Bases 1 to 2451 code for a protein of 816 amino acids. The record is from RefSeq and is a predicted model, not a curated record. The transcript has 2 exons. NCBI's taxonomy places the organism in Eukaryota, Fungi, Ascomycota, Eurotiomycetes, Onygenales, Arthrodermataceae.